AUGAUUGAAUCCAUGAAUUUCAUGAUGAGCCCUUCAAUGGUGCCUAAAGUGCGGAGGAGCGUGUCUGAGGGAAAGUCUGUCAGUCAAUCCACAUUGAACUUACUGCUGUGUGGGAGAAAAGGAGUUGGCAAGACGAUCUCAGGUAUCACCAUCCUAGAACAGAGUUUGGCUUCAGACAAACGACGGUCAGGAACAGCGGUUGCACACCACAUCAUCAUAGAUGAAAUUCCAGCUCUUUCCUCCACAGCCAUUUCCACAGAGGAGGUGAUUCGUCAGACUAAACAAUGCAUCUUGCACUGUUCUCCUGGGAUCCAUGUUUUUCUCUUUGUGAUACCAGUGGGUCCAACCACCAGUGAAGACAUAGGAGAGUUACAAAAGUUCAGAGAGCUGUUCGGUGAGAAAGUUUAUGACUACACUGUGGUCCUGUUCACACACGAGGGAGCACUGAAAAAAGAAGAUUUAGAUGACUUUGUGAAGAGGUGUGCAGCCAUACAAGAUCUUGUCCAGAGAUGUGGGCACAGAUUUUAUUCUUUGAGCAUUAAGAAGGACAACAAUGAGCAAGAGGUCACAGAACUGAUGACCGGGAUAGAGAGCAUGGUAACUGGCAAAGACAACUGCUGUUACCUUCCUGAGAUGUUCAUGGAAGCACAAAUGGAGACAGGAAAUGGCAUGGAGUCAAAACACAAGGCACUGUUGGAGCAGAAGGACAGGAAAAUUAAGGAGCUGGAGGAAAAGAUACAAAAUCUGUCAAAAGUAUCUGAAGAUAAGUCUGUCAGCCAACCCACAUUGAACUUACUGCUAUGUGGAAGAAAAGGAGCUCAGAAGACUUCCUUGGCUAAGAUCAUCUUGGAAAAGACGUCCACCUCAGACAAACGACGGUCAGGACCAGCGGUUGAACACCAGGUCACCAUAGAUGAAAUUCCAGCUCUUUCCUCCACAGAUAUUGCUCCAGAGGAGGUGAUGCGUAAGAUCAAACAACGUGUCUUGCGCUGUUCCCCUGGAGUCCAUGCUUUCCUUUUUGUGAUACCGGUGGGUCCAAUCACCAAUGAAGACGUAGGAGAGUUACAAAAAUUCAGACAGGUGUUCGGUGACAAAGUUUAUACCUACACUGUGGUGCUGUUCACACAUGUGGGAACACUGAAGAAAGAAGAUUUAGAUGACUUUGUGAAGAGGUGUGCAGCCAUAGAAGAUCUGGUCCAGAGAUGUGGGCACAAGUAUUAUUCCUUAAGCAUCAAGAAGGACAGCAAUCAACAGGUCGUAGAGCUGAUAGCAGGGAUCGAGAGAAUGGUAACUGGCAAAGCCAACCACUGUUACCUUCCUGAGAUGUUCGUCCAAGCCCAACUGGAGACACGAAUACAAGACAUGGAGGCAAAGCACAAGGAACUGUUGGAGCAGAAGGACAGAAGAAUUAAGCAUCUUGAGAAAAAGAUGCAAUAUCUGUCAAAAGGAGAAGUUGCUCAGGAUAAAACAAGCUGUGUGAGGAUUGUACUGCUGGGAAAGACUGGAGCUGGGAAGAGUGCGACAGGGAACACCAUCCUGGGGAGAGAAGAGUUUUUGUCUAAACCCAGUCUUCAAUCAGUAACAGCUUGUUGUAAGAAAGGAAAAGGAGAAGUUGCUGGGAAGGAAAUAGCUGUGGUUGACACUCCAGGACUAUUUGACACACAAUUUUCAGAAAAAGAGGUUCUGAGUGAAAUUGCAAAGUGCAUGUCCAUGGCAGCCCCAGGACCCCAUGUGUUCCUCCUGGUGCUGCAGGUGGGACGCUUCACUGAAGAAGAGGGGAAAACAAUACACUUAAUUAAAAAGAAUUUUGGUGAACACGCGGACAGGUACACAAUAGUUUUGUUUACCAGGGGAGAUGACCUGGGAGAUCGUACCAUUGAAGAUUACUGUCAGGAAGGAAAGAGUGUUAAAAAGUUGAUUGAUGACUGUGGUGGUCGAUGUCAUGUGUUCAACAACAAGGAUAAAGAUCGCAAACAGGUCGUUGAGCUCAUGGAUAAAAUAAACAAGAUGGUGCAGGAGAAUGGAGGAAGCUACUACACUACUGAUAUGUUUGAGAUGGCAGAGGCUGCUAUCCAACAAGAACAGGAGAGGAUACUGAAGGAAAGAGAGCAGGAGCUACAGAAAGAGAAGGAUGACCUUAGGGCAAGUUAUGAGUUGGAACUGGCAGAGAUGAAGAAAAUAAUGGAUACAGAACGACAACUGUUUGAGGAAGAAAAGCAGAGGAGAGAAGAAAAUCUGAAAGCAGAAGAAGAAAAGUUAAGAAAAGACAUGGAGGAAACAAGAAGGAGGCUGGCUGAAGAAAGUAAAAAAAGAGAAGAGGAGGACAGAAGAAGAAGAGAUCAAGAAGAAAGACAAAGAAGAGACUGGGAGAGA
Molecule: messenger RNA, 2373 nt
Organism: Megalops cyprinoides (Indo-Pacific tarpon)
Lineage: Eukaryota; Metazoa; Chordata; Actinopteri; Elopiformes; Megalopidae
Product: GTPase IMAP family member 8-like
Exons: 4
Molecular function (GO): GTP binding
Source: RefSeq, a predicted model, not a curated record